AUGAACGCCAAAGCCUUCGUCAGCAGCGUGCAGUCCACUUUGCAGAAGGCAAAGGACGUCAAGGACGAGGAGAAGCUGUACAAAUACAACGGGGUGUUGUACCCGCUCCUCAUGUGCCCCGAGGUUAACCUAAAGGCUCUAGAGAACUUCAGAGCCAGAGAGGACGACAUCAUGCUGGUGGCAUAUCCCAAAUGUGGUUUUAACUGGAUGGUGGGGGUGCUGAGGAAGAUCAUUGCAGUGACCACAGAGAUGAACAUGGAACAAAGGAUGCCGCCGCUGAUCGAGUUUUUUGGACCGGACGUCAUGAAGGUAAUCACAGAGACUCCCUCUCCGAGGUUUCUGGGGACUCACCUGCACCCAGACAACCUGCCCGCUUCCUUUGAGGAGAAGAAAACUAAAAUGCUGGUGAUCUUCAGGAACCCUAAAGACACUUUGGUCUCCUUUUUUCAUUUCUCCAACAACAACCCGGUCCUCCCGUCCGAGUCCUGGGAGUCUUUCUACUCCCACUUCCUGAGUGGAGACGUUCCCUGGGGGUCAUAUUUUGAGCACGCUCUGGCCUGGGAGAAGAAGAUGGACGACCCUAACGUGAUGAUCGUCACCUAUGAGGAGCUGAAACAGGAUCUGAGCGAGGGCGUGCGCCAGAUCACCACCUUCUUUGGCUUCAGCCUGACGGAGGCGCAGGUGCAGCAGAUCUCAGACGGGAGCACCUUCAGCGCCAUGAAGGAGAAUUCCAUCAACUCCCAUGGUGCCAUGGGAAACAUCAUCUUCAGAAAAGGCGAGGUCGGGGACUGGAGGAACCACUUCACACCAGAACAGAGCCAGCAGAUGGACGACGCCUUCAACAAACACCUGGCAGGAACCAGGCUGGGAGCCAAACUCAACUACCAACAGCAUUGUCAGUAGGCAGAGAAGAGGAUAAAGGAAGAAAGUGUGUAGAAGAAGAGAGCGCUCCCAGGGGCCCAAAGUGUCCCUCCACCCUCAGAGUGUGACCUACACACCGGGAGGAGACUUAUAAUGACCAUAGAGAGACUUAAAGACUGCAGAGACACAAAAAGACCAACACCACUACAAAGAGAUGCAAACACUCACAACGACUAUAAAAAGGGACAAAACAACCAGAAAGAGACACAAAAAGAGAAAAUGAAGAAAGAGGGGGCUAGAAGGGAACAGGUGCAUUAUGGGCAAUUGAGUUCUACAUUAAAGGAGUUUCACAUUUUUCAGCCAAGAAAUAUUCUGGCACAAAACCCGAAUCAGAAAAUUCUUCUUCUUUGAAUCUUCACCAGAAAGCAAAUGAACAUAUUUCCCAACAUGUAGAAGUCGUCCUUUAAACACCUGGUGAGCAGCCUCAUGUGGGUCCACCUGUGUGCACCAUGGAGACACAUGUCAGAGAAUACAAACACACUGUUCAUCAACACAGGAAAUAUAUCUGCUGCAUUUAAAUGCUGAAAGCAGAACAGGAGGAUUUCAACGUCACGCUCCACCUGAACAACUACGACAGAGGUCGCAGGUUGUUUGCAGCUUGCGUCACUUUGGAGAAGCAGAAAAUGCUCAUUGGUUUAAGGAAAGGCCCGUCUAUCUGUUUGGCACAUUUCAUACACAAAGGGCUUUAUAUAAAGUAUAAAAUGGCAUCAUACGAAACAAACAAGACAAUUUAAAGAUAAGAAACAUUCACCUCCAACAGCCUGAAUGUCUUUUCUCUGUAGCUUUAACACGUGCCCCCC
Messenger RNA from Cottoperca gobio, 1721 nucleotides. Its product is annotated as sulfotransferase 6B1-like. NCBI's taxonomy places the organism in Eukaryota, Metazoa, Chordata, Actinopteri, Perciformes, Bovichtidae. Gene Ontology annotation, molecular function: sulfotransferase activity. The transcript has 7 exons. The coding region runs from base 1 to 903 and encodes 300 amino acids. The record is from RefSeq and is a predicted model, not a curated record.